Molecule: messenger RNA, 1017 nt
Organism: Mycena indigotica
Lineage: Eukaryota; Fungi; Basidiomycota; Agaricomycetes; Agaricales; Mycenaceae
Product: NAD(P)-bd-dom domain-containing protein
Exons: 2
Coding region: 1-1017 (338 amino acids)
Source: RefSeq, a predicted model, not a curated record
AUGUCUCCCAAAUUCGCCAAAGACCAGCCGACUGGAUUCGUUAAUCGUGUUGAGAAAGUCGCCAUCGUUGGGGCUGGCGGUAGUAUUGGCUCUUACUUCACCAAAUCGCUUCUCGCGACCGGAAAGCAUCAGGUCACCGCAUUGGCGCGUGCUGGGAGCUCGGCAAAGCUAGCGGAAGGAGUGCAUCGGGUCACCAUCGACUACAACAACGAAUCUACUCUCGUGGAGGCUCUCAAAGGCCAGGACUUCCUCGUCAUCACCCUCGGAAUUGGUGCCAGACUGGACGGCAGCAACGCAGAGGCCAAACUCGUCAAUGCAGCUGCGACAGCUGGCGUGCCUUAUGUUAUGCCCAACGCUUAUGGCCCAGACCCGCUCAACGCCAAUCUGGUCGGCGACACUUUCACAUCUACAAGGGAUGUUGUUGAAAAGUUGGGCGUCAGCAGCUGGAUUGCGCUGUCUACUGGCUUCUGGUACGAGUGGUCAGUCGCCUGUGAGGGCUAUGACCGUUUCGGAAUUGACUUUGAUUCGCGCACCGUAACAUUCUUCGACGACGGGAAGGAGGUCGUAACAACCUCGACUUGGGAGCAGUGUGGUCGGGCUCUGGCGAGCUUACUCAGUCUCAAGAGGCUUCCUGACAACGAAAAUGACAACGCCCCGACUGUUGACAUGUGGGCCAACAAGGUUGCCUACAUCUCCAGUUUCAACGUCAGCCAGAAGGACAUGUUUGAAUCAGCUAAACGCGUCACGGGGACCUCUGAUAAGGACUGGACAGUCGCGUAUGUCAAGUCGGAGACGCGGUAUAAGGAGAGUGUGGAGGCAAUGAAGAAGGGCGACAUGGCUGCUUUCGUGCGGCAGCUUUACACCCGCGUGUUCUUCCCGACUGGCGAGGGGGACCAUUCUAGGCAUGGGUUGGCGAACGCGGCGUUGGGUCUUCCUGAGGAGAACAUUGACGAGGCGACGAAAGAGAGCUUGCGGCUAGUUAGGACUGGUGUGUUGAGCUACGCAACUCGUAGAUAG